Trichobilharzia szidati is the source of this 1472-nucleotide messenger RNA. NCBI's taxonomy places the organism in Eukaryota, Metazoa, Platyhelminthes, Trematoda, Strigeidida, Schistosomatidae. The record is from the annotation of a GenBank genome assembly.
AUGACAAGUGUUCUCCCAUCGAGAAGUGCUGUGGGAACAUAUAGUUUUGCAAGUCAGCCAAAGGUUGUAUCAAAGAAAAAGAUAUACCGAGAUAACUUAGAUGAGGAUGUUAACUAUAACUAUGGGAACUUGAUGUUCGAUCGAAGAGUCAUCAGGGGAAACACAUAUGCUUUGCAUGUUCUUCCUGCUCACGCUCAACCCGAUCCCCUGGAAAUACAAAAGCAAAUUGAGAGGAAGCGCAAUGCUGCAGCCCGUCGUAGGUUGCGCGAAGAGCUUAGACCGAAAUCACCAUUACCUUUGGAUGGGAGAAUACAUAAACCUGUUCAAACAGAGCUGUAUUUGGAAGCCCUAACAGACUAUGUUGAAGAGAUAGAUGAAGAGUGCCAAACUGAUGUAUUUCUUGACAGGCCACCGACACCACACUACGUACCAGCAAAAGUUGGCAUGGAUGUUAUGACUCAAAUAUAUGAAGGAGAUCUUUUCGAUUUUGAUUUAGAGGUUAAACCAAUUUUAGAAGUAUUAAUUGGAAAAACAAUUGAACAGUCUCUGUUAGAAAUAGCUGAGGAAGAAGAACUAGCCAGUAUACGUGCUCAACAGAAUGCUUUUGAAGAGAUACGUCAAGCUGACCUGUUAGAAGUUGCUAGACUUGCAGAACGUGAAAGGCGAAUACAAGAAGAAAAAGAAAGACGUAAAGCCCAGUUUUUAGCAGUUGCAGAACAAGAAAGAGAACUAGCUGUCAAAGUCGCUGCACAAGCAUUUGCUAAAGCCUAUCUGUCUGAUUUACAACCUCAUGUAUUCAGUAUUUUAUCCGAAAAUGGAUACUUUUAUGAUCCGAUUGAAAGAGAUAUUGAAGAAGGAUUUUUACCUUGGCUAAUGGAAGAAAUCGAUGAACAGCUGCAGUUGGAGAAUGAUGCUCGCCUGUUGUUAGACGGAAUGAUAAGAGAGGUUGUUCAAGAAAGACAUCAUGAAUAUCGUCAACUAGAGUUGAUGGCAGCUGAAAUGGCAUUGAUUCAAGAAGCAGGUGCUGCUUUAACUGGUAAAUUAGACAAGGAGAAUAGUAAUAAAGAAGACAGUGAAAAUGUUGAUGUCUCGUCUCCUUCAGUACAAGAAUACGAAAAAGAGUCGAAUGAACAACCUGAAAAAGACUAUGCAAACGAUGAAGAUCCAGUUGAAGGAGAGGCAGAAGGCGAAAAAGACGGAGUGAAUAAUGAGUUGAAUGAUCCAGUUGAAGAAGGAACAGAUGAAGAAUAGAACUUCAAAAUUGUCAAAUAAAAAAUUAAAUGCAACGAAGUAACAUUUGAUUAUUGAUUAUGAUACUACUAAUUAUUACCAUUCACAAUUGGACAAAACUAUUUUACCUUCUUUUUUGUUGUUGUUUUAAACGCUUCAAAAUUGUGUACAAAUUUCAAAUAAUUUAUUACUAUACAAAACAGAAUUAUGAAGUUCUAAUGAGUAUAUAAUUAACCUUUUAA